This is a messenger RNA of Nicotiana attenuata, 816 nucleotides long. RefSeq lists its product as uncharacterized. The coding region runs from base 209 to 601 and encodes 130 amino acids. The record is from RefSeq and is a predicted model, not a curated record. The transcript has a single exon. NCBI's taxonomy places the organism in Eukaryota, Viridiplantae, Streptophyta, Magnoliopsida, Solanales, Solanaceae.
AUACCUGUUUUAUUUUUUCAACCAUAGAAUUUCACGGAGUCAUUACAAUAAAGGAAAAAAUUAGACGUUGUCUUUCUGUUCAAAAUACUUUCCUUUGAUCGCCGGAAAUCCCCAAAUUUCAAUUCUAGGAUUUCCAAUUUCUUAAGCUAGGGUUUCUGUAAAAGAGGAAGGCGAGCUUUACAACAAAGGCUCGCCAAAAAAAUCAACUAUGAAAUUCCUUAAAAUUUCCUCUUUUCAACCCUUCGUCAUAUUCCUGCUAUUUGCCGUCGUCUAUUUCCCCUUUACCGUCCGUUCAGAUGAAAUGAAUGUUCUUCUUUUGCCUUCCGAUCAAGUAAACCAAGACAUUUGCCCCGCGCCGCCGUCUCCGCCCGAGUCCUGCCCCGUUAAUUGCUUCCGACCCGAUCCGGUAUGCGGCGUCAAUGGCGUGACGUACUGGUGCGGCUGCCCCGAUGCUCAAUGUGCCGGUGUGCGUGUUGUGAAAACUGGGAUGUGCGAAGUUGGAAACGGAGGUUCGGGUCCUGUUUCGGGUCAGGCCCUGCUGUUGGUUCACAUUGUUUGGCUCGUGUUACUUGGUUUCGUUGGACUAUUUGGGCUUCUAUGAUGGAUCGGGUUUCUUUGUUGCUUCUGGGCUUAUAUAGGUUUGAUCUUCGUUGCUUGAUUUAGGUUAGACUUGAUAGUAUAUUUUUUGUAUAAUAUACUUGUAUCUUCUGUAUGUAUGAGGGGAAUUAGCGGCUAGUCUUUUAAAUUUGGCCUUGUUUUUUGUUGGAUUAAUACAGUUCUCUGAGAUUCAGAUAUUUCUCAUCCUUGCUUCUCUGA